UUUGUCCCGCCGGUAACGCUGCUGUGACCUCCGCGCUACCCACUCUAACAUUUCCUACCCAGAAACUCGCGUUUCAUAUCAGUUUAAAGUCCAGCUCCCAGUUUCAUUUGCAGUGUCCCAUCAUGCGUCUCCGGGUUGUCCUGUGCACAGUGGCCCUGCUGGCUCUGGUGGCCGAGGCGCGGAUAGUCAAACGCUUCGCCAUCGGCUGCCCGGAAAAGUGCGACAAGUCCCAGUGUGCCCCGAUCCCCGCUGACUGUCUGGCCGGCGACGUGCUGGACCGCUGCGACUGCUGCCCGGUGUGCGCGUCCGGCGAAGGCGAGCAGUGCGGGGGCAGUGGAGACCACGAGUGCGGCGAGGGCAUGCAGUGUGUGGUGACCGAUGGCGUGGAAGUGUCCUCCACCGUCAGACGGAGGGGUAAGGCCGGCGUGUGCGUGUGCACCAGCUCCGAGCCUGUUUGCGGCAGCGACGGCGUCUCGUACCGGAACAUCUGCGAGCUGAAGCGCGUCAGCAACCGGGCGACGAAGCUGCAGCAGCCGCCGGUGAUUUUCAUCCAGAGAGGUGCCUGCGGGAAAGGUCAGCAGAACCCUGACAGUCUUCGUUACAAGUACAACUUCAUCGCUGACGUGGUGGAAAAGAUCGCACCUGCUGUCGUUCAUAUUGAACUUUACCGCAAGAUGAUCUUUUCUAAGCGGGAGGUGGCAGUGGCCAGCGGCUCUGGGUUUGUUGUGUCAGAGGACGGGCUCAUCGUCACCAACGCCCACGUCGUGGCCAAUAAGCACAGAGUAAAGGUGGAGCUGAAGAGCGGAGCCACAUUUGACGCAAAGAUCAAAGACGUGGAUGAGAAGGCAGACAUCGCUCUGAUCAAGAUCGAUGCCCCGAUGAAGCUGCCAGUGCUGCUGCUCGGCCGGUCAGCGGACCUGCGGCCUGGUGAGUUUGUGGUCGCCAUCGGCAGCCCCUUCUCCCUGCAGAACACCGUCACCACCGGCAUCGUCAGCACUACUCAGAGGGGAGGCAAGGAACUGGGCCUCCGCAACUCUGACAUGGACUACAUCCAGACCGAUGCCAUUAUCAACUACGGCAACUCAGGAGGACCACUAGUCAAUCUGGAUGGAGAGGUGAUUGGCAUCAACACUCUGAAGGUCACAGCAGGAAUCUCCUUCGCCAUCCCCUCAGACAAGAUCAGACAGUUCCUGGCUGAGUCACACGACCGACAGGCCAAAGGUAAAACAUCACCAAAGAAGAAAUACAUUGGCGUUAGAAUGAUGAGUCUCACUCCAACGUUGGCAAAGGAGCUGAAGGAGAGGCAGUCAGACUUCCCAGAUGUCACCUCCGGGGCGUAUGUCAUUGAGGUCAUCAGUCGAACUCCAGCUGAGGCAGCUGGUCUGCAGGAGAGUGAUGUUAUCAUCAGCAUCAAUGGGGAGCGAGUCUCCUCGGCCAGUGAUGUCAGCGCCGCCAUAAAGCGGGACGACACACUGCGAAUGGUGGUGAGGCGAGGCAACGAGGACGUUAUCCUCACCAUCGUGCCAGAGGAGAUCGAGCCUUGACCUCACAGCUGACUGAAAAACCAACCAACUCAACAAAUUAUCCAGUCAACCAAUGUCGAGCUGGCUCUCAGUGUUUUUCAACUAAUCAUGAACACUUUGAAAAACCAGGCAACCAAUAGGGGCAUGUGUGUCCGGGGCCGCACCUACUGCGUUUAAGAACUUGUAAUUAUUAGUUCUACUACUUCUCUUCCAUGCUAUUACGCUCACACACACCUUCAGAGGUCCAACUUCAUUACACUGGGAAGUGAAGCUUCAACCCUGGUGUUCCACUUCUCAUAUUAGUUUUAUUUUUUCCUCUAAUCCCCAUUUACUUUCCAUCAUCACCGACCUUUUAUAUUCUACUAACACCAUCUGUUGCUACAAAGCAGUUACUGCAGGUUACCGUAGUUUUGUUGUGUUUGUUCUUGAUGGAAUAUUUUUUAAUAGUAUUUUUUUUCCCUCUAUGUGUUUGAUGACAAUUUUUCGACAAAGGGAAUAAAAUUAUUUUUAAAAGUGUU
Molecule: messenger RNA, 2041 nt
Organism: Toxotes jaculatrix (banded archerfish)
Lineage: Eukaryota; Metazoa; Chordata; Actinopteri; Toxotidae
Gene: htra1b
Product: HtrA serine peptidase 1b
Exons: 10
Coding region: 123-1544 (473 amino acids)
Biological process (GO): proteolysis; programmed cell death; positive regulation of apoptotic process
Cellular component (GO): extracellular region
Molecular function (GO): serine-type endopeptidase activity; protein binding
Source: RefSeq, a predicted model, not a curated record